Molecule: messenger RNA, 710 nt
Organism: Lycium ferocissimum
Lineage: Eukaryota; Viridiplantae; Streptophyta; Magnoliopsida; Solanales; Solanaceae
Product: auxin-responsive protein SAUR36
Exons: 1
Coding region: 360-710 (116 amino acids)
Biological process (GO): response to auxin
Source: RefSeq, a predicted model, not a curated record
AUCACUGUCACACUCACAUAUAUACAUCCCUUUUUUAGCUCCCAGACACACACAAAACUACUCAUCCACCUUAUUCUUGUAUAUAUAGAAUUCUUUCUUCUUAGCUUACUUAUUUCUCGAGCAUAAUUUCACGAUUCCGACCAACAACUUCUUGAGAUAAGUAACUCGUAAGUCAUAAUUUUUUUUCUUGCUCCAGUUGGUUGAAAUAAGGAUCAACUUAAUUACUUACUUCUCGAGUGAUAGUUCCAACAAUCCACACCAACAACUACUGAUUGGUGAAAUCAUAAUUUCUUUCCUUUUUUGCUUCCUUCUUAAAAUUUUGCAAAUUUGUUUACUUAGUUGUUUCAACUUUUAUUCAAAUGAAGAGUCCUUCCAAGAAGUUAAGCAACAUUAUAGCCAAGUGGAGAAUGAGAAAGAAAGGUCAAUUUGUUCUGUAUACAAAGGAAGGCAAGAGAUUUGUUGUACCAUUAUAUUAUCUUAAUCAUCCUAUUUUCAAAGUUCUACUUGAAAUGGCUGAAGAAGAUUAUGGUUCAACUGUGAAUGGCCCUUUGCAAGUUCCUUGUGAGAAUAAACUGAUGGAAUAUAUUCUUUGUUUGUUGAGAACAAAACCUGAUGCUGAAAUAGGGGAAGCUCUUUCCUCUAUUGAUACAUGUAGAGGAACACACGUUUCUUCUAAUUUCUCUCCUUUUCCUUAUUUGGGAACAAUUUAA